AAUUAAAGUUGUUUAAAAAAAAAAAAAGUGACUAAAAAGAUUAUCCUUACCUCAUUUUCCAUAUUUUUCUGUUAUUCUGGCUGCUAGAAUUGAAAUGGGAAAGAAAAUCCAGGAAAAAUCUGAUAUCCAAUGAACGUUACCAUAGCUUUUCAAUUUCUUAGAGCUGAGAUUCUCAAAUUCUUUUGUUCACUCUUUAAAACCCAUUUCUGGUUUUCCCAUUAAUUCUUUUACAGUAUAUAUCAGUGGUGAAAAAUGGCCAGAACAUUGAUUCCACUGUUGAUUAUUCUGUUUCUUUGCUGCUGCUAUGCAUCGGUCGUUGAAGCAUCAAAGAAAGCAUCCAGAAAAUAUAUGAAAUACAAAGAUGCAACGCUACCAGUGGAAGUAAGGAUUCAGGAUCUGUUGAAGAGAAUGACUCUUGCUGAAAAGAUUGGACAGAUGGCCCAAGUCGAACGUGAAAACAUGACUGCUCAUAUUGUAAAGAAAUACAAGAUAGGUAAAUUACUAAUGCCUUUGAAUACUUACCUACAUGUACAUGCAUCAGCAGCUCUGAUAGAUCCUCAUAAAUCAUUAUGGCGCAGGGAGGGAGCUCUGAGAACUCGUCUUGGGAUCCCCUUGAUCUAUGGGAUCGAUGCUGUUCAUGGACACAACUAUGCGGAUCCUGAGCUGGUAAAGAGGAUUGGAGCUGCAACUACUCUUGAAGUUAGAGCAACUGGCAUGCGUUAUGCAUUUGCACCGUGCAUUGCAUUGGAUUCCCUCGCAAAGGGUGUUGCCACAAUUAUGGCAUCCUACUCGAGCGUCAAUGGCGUCAAGAUGCAUGCUAAUUACAAUUUGCUUACCAGAUACCUCAAACACAAACUCGGUUUCAAGGCCUUUAUCAUCUUUGAUUAUCCAGGAAUCGACAAGAUUACAUAUCCUGAACACAAGAACUACACCUAUUCACUCCAAGCUUCAAUUCUGGCUGGUAUUGACAUGGUCAUGAUUCCUUACAACUACACAGAGUUCAUCAAUGGUGUCACCAAUUUGGUUAAGAAGGGUGUCAUUCCCAUGAGCCGUAUAGAUGAUGCUGUGACAAGGAUCUUGCGUGUCAAGUUCACCAUGGGCCUCUUUGAGAACCCGCUCGGUAAUUAUAAGCUUGCUCACAAGGUUGGAUGCAAGACAAUUGAGUGGCAAGGACUUGGCGGUAACAACCUCACUUCCGGUACCACCAUCCUCAAGGCCAUUGAAUCCACCGUCGAUAAAACCACCCAAGUCGUCUAUAAGGAAAAACCCGACGAAAACUUCGUCAAGAAAAAUAACUUCUCGCACGCCAUGGUCGUCGUAGGCGAGGUGCCUUAUGCAGAGACAAGGGGCGAUAACCAGAACCUGACCCUCCCUGCUCCCAGGCCGGAAACGAUCAAGAACAUUUGUGGGUUGGUUAAAUGUGUGGUGAUCGUCGUCUCCGGACAUCCCCUUGUUAUUGAGCGGUAUCUUGAAUCGAUCGCUGCUCUGGUGGCGGCGUGGUUGCCCCGAAAGUGAAGGGCAGGGAGUGGCUGAUGUGCUCUUUUGGGACUUGAGAGUGGAUCAGCUUCCGAUGAAGGUAGGUGACCCGCAUUAUGAUCCCCUCUUCUCUUUCGGAUUUGGGCUCAAGACAAAGCUCAAUUCCCAGUUCGCUUGAUCAAUCACUGAUGUAUAACGUGUCUUUUAUAGCCAUGUGUUAACAAAAAAAGUUUUUUUAA
Molecule: messenger RNA, 1715 nt
Organism: Rubroshorea leprosula
Lineage: Eukaryota; Viridiplantae; Streptophyta; Magnoliopsida; Malvales; Dipterocarpaceae
Source: the annotation of a GenBank genome assembly